GACGCACGCUGAUCAUCAAGUCCAGCAAGGAAACAAACAUAGAGCGUCAUGGACGACGCGCAGUCCCGCUCCCAUGAGCUAGCGACAGGAUGGCCUCUUCUCCCCCAGCUGCUGGUGGUGCCACUCCUCCUCCUCCUCUGCCUGCUGUCGUCCGGGCGGAGGAGCAGAGAGCAAGGAGCAGCAGAACGAAGGCGUGCUCCCCCGGGGCCCCCGAAGCAGCUGCCGGUGCUAGGCAACCUGCUCCAGAUAGGCAGCCGGCCGCACCGCUACUUCCAGGCGGUCGCGCGGCGGUACGGCCCCAUCGUGGAGGUGCAGCUCGGGCGCGUGCGCACGGUCGUCGUCUCCUCGCCGGAUGCUGCCAAGGAGGUCCUCCGGACCAACGACCUGCACUGCUGCAGUCGCCCCAACUCACCAGGUCCCCGGAUGCUUAGCUACGACUUCCUGGACGUGGCCUUCAGCCCCUACAGCGACUACUGGCGCGAGAUGCGGAAGCUUUUCAUCCUGGAACUCCUCAGCAUGCGGCGCGUGCAGUCCUUCGCCUACGCCCGGGCUGCCGAGGUCGACCGCCUCGUCUCCUCCCUCGCCAGCACCCCUCCGGGUGCCGCCGUCGACCUCAGCGAGAAGCUGUACGCGCUCUCCGACGGCGUCGUGGGCACGGUGGCGUUCGGGAAGAUGUACGGGUCAGCGCAGUUCGAGCGGAGCAGCUUUCAGCGGGUGAUGGACGAGACGCUGCGGGUGCUUGGGAGCUUCACGUUCGAGGACUUCUUCCCGGCGUCCAGGCUCGCGCGGUUCGCCGACGUCCUCACCGGAGCCGCCGGCCGGAGGAGCCGCAUAUUCCGCCAGAUCGAUCGUUUCUUCGAUUCGGUUAUCGAUAAGCACCUCGAGCCGGAGAGGCUGCAGGCCGGCGUGCAGGAAGACAUGGUCGACGCACUCGUGAAGAUGUGGAGGGAGGAGCAGGCGGAUGGUUAUGAGGCUCCUCAUGGAUUAACGCGUGAUCAUAUCAAGGGAAUCCUCAUGAACACAUUUGCAGGUGGCAUCGACACCUGUGCUGUAACAAUGAUCUGGAUCAUGGCCGAGCUCAUGAGGAACCCUAGGGUCAUGCAGAAAGCGCAAGCCGAGGUCCGCACCUUGGUGGGAAACAAACCAAGGGUGGACGAAGAAGACGUCAAGAGCCUCAGCUACCUGAAGAUGGUGGUGAAAGAGAACUUCAGGAUCCACCCACCGGGGACCUUGUUGAUUCCACGGGAGACCAUGAGGAGCUGCGUCAUUGGCGGCUACGACGUGCUGCCAGGCACAAGGAUUUUCGUGAACGUUUGGGCAAUGGGAAGGGAUCCUAGCAUCUGGGAUCGCCCGGAGGAGUUCAGUCCCGAGAGGUUCGAGGGAAGUCAUGUCGACUUUAGAGGCUCCAGUUUUGAGCUCCUCCCGUUCGGCUCAGGACGAAGGUCAUGCCCUGCCAUCGCCAUGGGUGUCGCCAAUGUGGAGCUUGUCUUGGCCAACCUGUUACAUUGCUUUGAUUGGCAGCUCCCUGAAGGGAUGGUGGAGGAGGACAUCGAUAUGGAAGAAACAGGGCAGCUUGCUUUUAGGAAGAUGGUGCCUCUUUGUCUUGUGCCUAUUAAGAGAGUAUAAAUGUAUAAUUGCACUGGAAGGAUGAUAGACUAUACGUGCAUUCUCUUGACAUAUAUUCAGUUCAAAUAAACUACUUUAAAUAUUUUCGUUUGAU
Molecule: messenger RNA, 1720 nt
Organism: Zea mays
Lineage: Eukaryota; Viridiplantae; Streptophyta; Magnoliopsida; Poales; Poaceae
Exons: 3
Coding region: 49-1626 (525 amino acids)
Molecular function (GO): monooxygenase activity; iron ion binding; oxidoreductase activity, acting on paired donors, with incorporation or reduction of molecular oxygen
Source: RefSeq, marked provisional